AUGGCGCAGGAGAUGCGCCCAGGGCGGAAGAAGGCGCAGCUCGCGCUGGAGGAUGCAGAGCUCCGCUCUCUACGCAUCCCGUCAACUGCGCACCGUGGGGCACUAUCUCCUUCGAAGCACAGCUACCUGCCAACGCUGCAGGAACAGGCUAGAGAAGACAGGCCCCCCGCUGCGUCCGGCAGCCGGAAGUUUGGCAGCAGCGACGCGCUGGUCGAGGCCGAUUCCAAACGCGAGAAGCGCCACCGCCCCGAAACGCACGUGCUCACCGACUUGUCGGCGGACUUGCUGGAGCAUGUCAAGGAGGAGUUUCUUGACAAUGGGGGCGUCUUGGACGGCGAGCAGUUUGUUAAGGCCAUGAUGAGGAACUUGGACAUGGGUGGUUACGAUCGGCCUGGCAAGUCGGCCCACCUCACCGGUGAGGAGCCUGUGCUUAGCAGUGCCACAAAGGCAGCGGCCGUCAUGGACCUCUUCCAGCAUGUAGAUGUGCACGGCGAGGGUGCCGUGAGCUGGGAGGACGUGUCCAACUACUUCAUCGAGCAGGGAAUGUCAGGCGGUGACGAGUUUACGGUGGACAGCAUCAAGACCUACGAGGUCAGCCAGGUGCAAGACACCUCAAAGCACGAAACGCCGGUCGAAAAGCUGGUCUACCUCGAGCCGAUCGACUCUUUAGUUUGCCUGUCGCGCGGCAGUCGCAGCUUCCGCCUCUACGAGCCAAAGCGCUGUACUCUGAAGCACAUGGUCCCUGGCCACCGUGGCUCAGUGAUUAACUGCUGCUAUGUGGACGCCUGGAGCCAGAUUGCAACUACAGCCGCUGACAUGACGAUCUGCUUCUGGGACUCGCACCUCCAGUUGCGCAAUCGCCUUGCAGCCAAGGAUGUGCAGCUGUGCCUUCAGUGGGACAACAUCUCGCGCAGCCUCUUUAGUGGUGCAAUCGACGGCACGCUCAGCCGGUGGGAUCUGAACAGCAUGACCCUCGCGGACAUCCGCAAGGGCAAUCACAAGAAGGCCAUCAACGACCUCUUGAUGGCACAGGACAUCAACCUCUUGGCUUCGGCUUCUUCGGACGGAAGCAUCCUCAUGUGGGACACGGCCACGAUGAAGCCCAAGAAGACUUUCAAAGGCCACAAGAAGGGCACCUUCUCCUUGGCGUACUCCAUGGACUAUCACUGCUUGUUGACGGCCGGACUGGACCAGGAAGCUUUGGUAUGGAACCCCUACGUGGAAAGGGUGCCGAUCUUCCGACUAAAAGGCCACACGCACGCCCUGUGCGGGGUCUCCGUCGUGCCGGGGACGCCGCAAAUCCUCUCGGCAGACGUGGCGGGCACCUUCCGGCUCUGGGACAUGCGCAGCUUCCGCUGUGUGCAGUCGUUUGGUGGCAAUGCGACCACCUUGAACGACCUGAACACCUUUUGCGUCAUGCCUCCACACCACCGACUGGCAGCGGGUGCGAGCCGGGUCAUUCUUCAUGACUACAUGGACGAGUGGGGCGGCGAGAGUGUAACCGAUACAGGUGGGGUGACGGAUGCCUUGUACAACCCAAACGCUGGCGAGUUCUACACGGUCAGCAAGCAGACGGUAAAGGCCUGGAACGCGAAUACAGGAGUCCUCUACAAGGUUCUUCGAGACAUCACGCAGGAUGAGAUCACCGCAGCCUGCAUUGCGGACAACGGGCGCAAGAUCUACCUGGGUGAUGCCAAGGGGCGAGUGCAAUCGCACGGUCUCAACAAUGGCGUUGUGCUCAGCGUCUUCGACCAACAUCCGACGGACAUUUCCUGCCUGGACAUUUGGAAGGGCACGAACAAGCUCUUCUCAUCCUCCUGGGAUGGCACUGUCAAGAUUCACACAGACGAGGGCUCAAGACCGCCACAGCUGAAGGCAGAGUUCAAGAACCACCGGGACGGGGUGACAUGCCUUGCCGCCUCCGAGGAGUUGCUUCUACUUGCCAGCGGAAGUACGGACAUGCAGGUGGUCCUCUACGACCUCAAGACGAUGAAGUUUGAAACGGCGCUUUCACGCUUUCAGCACGUCAUCGCGGCGGUCGACUUCCUGCCGAAGCGGUGCCUGCUGGUCGUCGCCGAUCAGGGAGGGCACGUCUCUUUCUGGCGGGUGCGGCCCCAUCCCGAGCAGUGGACCUGCACCUUUCACUUCAGGAAUCUGCCCAUCAUCAACGGCUCACUGCCCAGCGUCACUGAGGUGCCCCCGGCAGCACUGGCGGUGCCUGUCGCAGCACUGCGUGUCUCCGAGGAGCAGCUCACGCGACCGUCCGAGGAGUCCGCUGAAGACGAAGUCCUCGAGCCCCCUCUUAUCUACACGGCCGAUGCCAAAGGCGUAUUGCGCGUGUGGACCGUGUCGCAGAUGUGCAAGAAAAGGGGUGUCCAUGCUGUUGACGUCAAGGACCUCUUCGAGCAGCAGCGCUCGGGUAAGAUGGUAGCCACCAGCCCUCCGCGGGGCGGCAGCAGUAAGGGCCGCACAAUGGGGCAGAGGCAAGUUCGGAACUCGAACACCCCGCAGGUGGCAUCACCACCCCUGGGAAGGACGCUUUCGUCUCAGACGUCGAUGGGAAACACCGCCUUCUUGACAGGCGUGGACAUCGAGUCCGAGGCAGAGCCCAAGUCCGGUUAUCCCAACAGUCUGGCCCCGCCCAUGACGGCUUCCUCAGGCAUGCGUUCCUGGACGGUGUCGCAGCAAGAUGCCGAGGUGCAGCUUCUUUACGAGGAGGAAGCUCAUGAUGACUCCGGCAUCAUCAGCUUGUACCUCACAGAAGGCCCACGGGCCCUGGUGAGUACGGGGCUAGAUCGCCGGGUCCGGACAUGGAGCUUGCAGCUGGAUCGACUGGGGACCCUGAUGCAAAGUCACGACCGGCAUUUCCGCUUUCCUCAUGACCCCGUGUCCACCCAGGAGGCGAAGUUUCAGGACGCCUCCGAUUUGCUUCAGAGGUACCAUGUACACGGCUACUGCUUACAGGUAGCGGACCUGCCGAAGACCAAGCGGAGUUCCCAGUACGUCGCGGCGAACUUCAUCACCUCCUACAGCCGCGAAAUUGAAGAGCUGUUCCCUGGAUGUGAUGACUCUGCGGCCUUUGCCGUCAUCUCGAACACGUGCCUUGUGUUGUACACGCUGGAGCUUGGUGGUUUCGGGCUGGUGCAUGGCCCUGCGAUGUGCCGGGAUUGGAUGAUUGUUUUGGACUCUGUCAUUGUGCUGUGUGGGUACAUUGAGCUCAUCCUCGAAAGUAUCAGCACAAGCGAGGAGAUCCAAAAACUCAGCAUCCUUCGCGCGCUGCGGCUUGUUCGGAUCUUCCGCUUGAUGAGGCUCCUGCGACGCAUCCGUGCGUUGAGGGAACUUUACAAGCUCGUCACAAUGAUGGCUACAUGUUUGAAGACACUGCUGUGGUCUUUCUUUUUCUGCUUCAUCGUGAUGACUAUCUGGGCCAUGCUUUUGGUCGAAGUCGUGAAUCCACUGGUGCUCAAAAUGAACCUGGAGACAACUGAGUUCGCAGACUGCGAUUGGUGUCAGCAAGCGACAUCCUCGGUGAUGUAUGCAAACCUGCUCCUUUUUCAGACAGUCAUUGCCGGUGAUAGUUGGGGAAGAAUGGCCAAUCCGCUCAUCCGCGCGUACCCAGAGACUGCUCUGAUCUUCAUCGGCUCUUCUCUGACUCUCGUGUUUGGCGUGCUCAACAUGAUCGUGGCGGUGGUGGUGGACACGUUUGCCGAAGCUCGAGCUCACGACAUCUUGAAUUUGGCCGAGGAGAUGGAGCAGGAUCUGGAAAGUGACACAAAGUUCCUGUCGAAGCUUUUCGAGCGCAUCGACACAGACCGCAGCGGUCGUGUCACUCUGGAUGAGCUCAUUGAGGGGGCGAGGAAAGAUCCCGAGUUCCAGAGUCGUCUAAGGGUGAUGGACAUCGACGAGGUGGACCUCCAGCAGCUCUUUGAAAUGAUCGACGUGAAUGGGGAGGGCUCCAUUGAAGCCAGUGACUUCAUCUGGCCGCUUAGCCGAUGGGUGCACGAUUCGAAGACAGCUCCACGCUUCAUCAAGUACAACAUGCUGCGUACCAUGGAGCAGCAAGAGGAGCUGUACCUUUUUGCAGAGCGCCAAUUCGAGCAACUGUCGGACAGCAUCGGGAGCCUGAGGAUGACUUUGGCGUCGAGCUCCAAGGAUCCCGCCGCCAUGUCUUCCAUCGGCCCCUCCAUGAUCUCAGAAGGCGUCUCGGAAGGCGAAGGAGCUCUUGGAACUCCUGGAGGCUGCGAGAUCAAAUCGGAACCUCCGGAUGCAGGACAGCUUGGCCUCCAAGCGAAGCCGAAGGAAGUCAAGGAGGUCUCGGAGGGCUCCGACACGCAGUCCGAGGUGCAGCGAUGGCUCGCGGAGCCCAAGGCCUCGCUUGCUGAGCUUGCAUCGCCUCCUUCCGAGACUGAACUGCCCGAGCAGCCAAAGCCCUCUCGCGGGAAUGUGAGACACAAGGUGCCGGACCUGCCACUUUCUUCCGAGACAGUUGUAAAGGAGCUGGAGGUCUUACUGAAGGCCUCCGAGAUGCGACUGAGGAAGUACAUCACGAAGCUGGAGGCAGCGGCUCGCUCAGCCUCGUCCCCCACCAUUCCGGUCACGGACGCUGGUGGAGAGGAUAGUGAUCACCUGCGGCCGGAGCGGCCACAGCUGAGAGUUUCUCUCUCGAAGCUGAAGGCCCCCAACAUCAAGCAAUCGGACGUUUUCCGCUCGAUGUACAUGGGCAGGAUCGCCAGUGACUUCCGGUCCCCCUUGACCGAGCAAACAGCCCAGGAGGUCGCAAAGUCUCACCUCCGCACGCUAAGUCAUCCCGAGGAGCAGGUGUCCAAGCACUUCUCGAUGCGGCGCAAGAAGCUGCUGCAGCUCAUGAAGAACGAGGGAAUCCAUGACAUCGGGGCGGCAGUCUAA
This is a messenger RNA of Symbiodinium natans, 4905 nucleotides long. The record is from the annotation of a GenBank genome assembly. NCBI's taxonomy places the organism in Eukaryota, Dinophyceae, Suessiales, Symbiodiniaceae.